CCGAGAUGGCGCUCGACCCCGCAGAUCAGCAUCUCAGACACGUUGAAAAGGAUGUUUUGAUUCCUAAAAUAAUGAGAGAAAAGGCCAGAGAGAGGUGUUCUGAACAAGUUCAAGAUUUUACCAAAUGUUGCAAAGACUCUGGAAUCCUAAUGGUAGUAAAGUGUCGGAAAGAAAAUUCUGCAUUGAAAGAAUGC
This is a messenger RNA of Octodon degus (degu), 194 nucleotides long. RefSeq names its product COX assembly mitochondrial protein homolog. The transcript has a single exon. The annotation marks the transcript as partial. NCBI's taxonomy places the organism in Eukaryota, Metazoa, Chordata, Mammalia, Rodentia, Octodontidae. The record is from RefSeq and is a predicted model, not a curated record. Gene Ontology annotation, cellular component: mitochondrion.